AUAAACAACCAAGAUUGGGGAACAGUAGCAUGUCGCAAUGCGUGCGUGUUUUGUAGGUACGUCAAGUGGUUGUGAGAAUAGGCGACAGCUGUUUAGUAGUUGGUGCUCUGCAGGUCACAGAGAUUGACAGAUAAUUCCAAGUCAGCAGCAGAAUAUUCCACCAAAAUGUGACAUUCAGUGAUGGUCUAAUGGUUUGCAUAUUUCAGUACAAAGGCAGGCAGAGCGCUAUACAGUUCACGCCUCACUAUGUAUUUCACGACCACAUAAUUCUGCAACAUGAACUAACUCCUAGAAAAGGGCGUCCUGUUCACAGUGACGAAAUAAAAAACCGUAGAUAUGUCUACGACGAUAACGCUUGGUCAAGACUAUUUACCUUUGCAUCAUAAGAAAAAAGGAUAUACACUAUCAAUACCAUUCGGUAAAGUGGCUUGGGUUACUGUUUCCUUGCCGUUGACAAGUUUUAUCUUCUGUGUAAUAUGGUCAAUAUUGUUUAACUUUGAAAGAUCAACCUAUACGCACUGUCAGGUAAAAAAUUACCUGCCUUCCAUCUCAGCUGCCAUUGGUGUAUUUACCCCACAGCGAUAUGUAUGGAGGACAGCAAUAGCUGUACAUGCACUACCUAGACUGCUUGUUGCAAAGAUGUACCACCGAUAUUAUCAGAGUGUUCUAUAUCCAGGGAUACAUUUUCUUGCUGCCAUUGCUUGUUGGCUCAAUGUGAUGGAGAAUUUAGCUCUAAUAGGUUUAACUUUUAUAUCAUCAGCAGAAAAUUAUGCUAUACAUGAGAAGUGCUUUAUCACAUUUAUGAUAACAUCAGAGCUUUACAUGUUGCUGACAUGCUACUUGCUCAGAAAAUUCCGCAGAUUUCCUCCUGAUAAUGUUGAAUCAAGGUCAUUGAAGAUUAAACAUCAACUCUUAGUGAUAAACUUAACAUCAUUUGCCAUGGCAGGGUAUUUCUUUAAGAGACACAAUUGGUACUGUGAACCUGGAGUGUACUCCAUCUUUGCUUUCUUUGAGUACAUAGUUGUACUCACCAACAUGGCAUUUCACAUGACUGCAUUUUGGGACUUCCAUGACCGCUCACUGGAAGUGGGACCACUUGGCUUCGGUCACAGCUGACAGUAUGAGAUGCCAGCCGAGCACACACAAUAACAAGUAGAGCAGUCCACCCCGGCAACUGGCAACUUGGUAGAUACCACAAGUGUUCCCUGUUCAAUAGCCUUCCCACAUGAACUGUCACAUCAAGCUCCACUCUAUAUUGAUGAUGAACUGGGCAGCAUACAGUUAUCUGUUGAUUUGCCGUUAGAACAGAUUCCAGUACCAGCAAGCCCUGCAACAUUUCCUCCAGUCAGUAUGAUGAGGGAUGCUUUGCCAAAUGACCAGUGUUGCCAUUUUUCAUCUGAGAGAGGCAUCCAUUCAAGAGAUUAUCUUCCUGCAUAUCAACAGUAUGUUUACAUGAUAGUUGACCACACUGUAUUGGGAACUAGAGUGUAACCUCCCGUAUAUGAAAGAAAGUAUUUAUUACUACAACAAUACAAUUCUGAAUGAAAUUUGUACCUAAAGAGCAUGUGCUCAUAAAGCCAAAGCCGAGGUGUGACUGCUGACUAUUACGUGUCUGCUUUUGACAAAUGUGACUGAAUACUUAUUGAUCUCAAAUGUGAUGGUGAUAUUUUUAAAGUGUGGAAGAUUCCAUUGUGUAUGGUUGUGGUAAUUGAAUGUAUACACUAAUAUUUUUAUAUUUUUAAUUAAUAACUUUUGUAACUCUUGCAGUGGUACUUAAAGAUAAAUGUUCAUAUUGAAGGAUACCUUUUGGUACUGUGAAAAAUAUUUGCCACUAGCAAAAGUAGCUGACACCCCAGUCUAUCCUGUAGAAGCUAGUCUCACCUUCAACUCAGAACUGUAAAUUAUUGUCAAAUCUUCUAGUACAUCCAUAAUAGCUGAGCAAGAAUUACACAUAUGUUUUGGGUUAGUACAUUUUGAAGUUUACUGUCUGCUACAAAUUUUGAUACUAUAAUUUAUUUAUAAAAGCCUUCUGGUGUCAUAUUGCCUUAUAGGUCAAGAGUACUAGGUGUGUGUUUAAAGAGUUUAUCUCAUGUUCUGAUCACGUUUUCACCAUUGUCUCUUAGGCUUUGAUGUUUCAACUGCAUCAUAUAACAACAAAAAAUUUUGAUGUCAACACAUAUUUUUAAAUUUUACUUGAACUAAGAUGUAGAUUAUCUCACAAUGUAUAAAUGUGAACAAAGAGUCUUUAUUUCUGUCAAAUUAUCGUUGAUAUCACAAUGUGCAACUGUGAAUAAAGAAAAUCUUUAUUUCUGUUAA
This is a messenger RNA of Schistocerca serialis cubense, 2316 nucleotides long. RefSeq names its product post-GPI attachment to proteins factor 2-like. Gene Ontology annotation, cellular component: endoplasmic reticulum membrane; Golgi membrane. The record is from RefSeq and is a predicted model, not a curated record. The transcript has 4 exons. Bases 337 to 1116 code for a protein of 259 amino acids. Gene Ontology annotation, biological process: GPI anchor biosynthetic process. NCBI's taxonomy places the organism in Eukaryota, Metazoa, Arthropoda, Insecta, Orthoptera, Acrididae.